Messenger RNA from Papilio xuthus (Asian swallowtail), 747 nucleotides. It is a transcript of the gene Ypel, whose product is annotated as Yippee-like. The coding region runs from base 267 to 677 and encodes 136 amino acids. The record is from RefSeq and is a predicted model, not a curated record. The transcript has 4 exons. NCBI's taxonomy places the organism in Eukaryota, Metazoa, Arthropoda, Insecta, Lepidoptera, Papilionidae.
UUGAAAUAAACUCUGUACCUCAAACUUAUUAUAAUUUCUUAAUUAUUGCAAUGGCUAGCAUACAAGGGUAAUAUACCAAAUUAGUCACUUGCUUCGUUACGUGGCAAAUACAUUAAAGUGACGUCUACUUUAUACUCUUGGUCCUUUGAGCCGGAGCCAGAGGCAGGGAUGGGGGGGCGUGGCGUAGGGCAUAGGGGGCGGGCGCAGUGCAGGCGGGCACCGAGGGCCCCCAGCUGACGGGGCUGUGUGUUAGCUAGCAGGCACUCAUGCGUGACGGGGUGAGUAAACGUGGCGGGGUGGCAGGCGAGGGCGCCGGCGCGGCCGCGCGCGCGCCGGUCAAGACCUUCCAGGCCUACCUGCCGCCGGCGCACCGCACCUACAGCUGCAUACACUGCCGCGCGCACCUGGCCAGCCACGACGAGCUCAUCUCGAAGUCGUUCCAGGGCAGCCAGGGGCGCGCGUAUCUUUUCAAUUCAGUUGUGAACGUGGGGUGCGGUCCGGCGGAGGAGCGCGUGUUGCUGACGGGGCUGCACGCAGUCGCCGACAUCUACUGCGAGUGUUGCAAGACCAUGCUCGGAUGGAAAUAUGAGCAUGCAUUUGAGUCGAGUCAGAAAUACAAGGAGGGCAAGUUCAUAAUAGAACUGGCGCACAUGGUGAAGGAGAACGGCUGGGACUAGCCGCCGCGCCGCAGCCCGCCGCCCGCAGCCCGCACCCCGCAGCGCCGCGCGCGCCCUCGUGAACGAUAUA